GCAUUGGAGGUCAGUAGUAAUGUGCAUCCCUAGAGCUGCUCUAACAAGACCCCCAGCAAUUGUAGGGAGGCAGGUUGCCAUGGUAAUGUGCGUACUACAUGUGGCCUAAUCUGCAUUUCUGCUACUACUACUAGGCUACUAUUUCCUAGAAGUGCUUAGAAUAUGUUCUGCAGGGAGGCAUGAAAAAGACAAACUGAUGAACCACAACGCGUCAACAUAUCGAAGUGAACAAUGAGGCAGCAGGUGGCUUUUCUUCUCGCCUGAAGAAUCCUUAACCUACCCUUCCCACGCAGAACUCUGUUCACUGUUUCGUCAUAUACAUUUCAUUGGAAGAAUGGAUAGAAGCGCUCUUCCUCAAAAAGCGACUCCCAAGGAAGCCUGAAAGGCAGUUUUUCAUUCUACUCAUCGGUACCCUGCUGGCGCAGCGGGUCAAAAAUACGCUCUCAACUUGGCGGAUGCACGGCGGAUGACACAUUGAAAAGGAGUGUCCCAUGAGACGUGCCUCCUGGACCAGGUCCUGGAGCUGAUUAUGAAUGAGAAGCCUCCGGGCAACGCCAGCCUAUUCCUGAACGAGGACUCUGACGAGAAGCCAGAGCGGCGCGGGCGUGAGCGAGGAGGAGGAGGAGGAAGAGGAGUAGGAGGAGGAGGAGGAAGAGGAGCCCUACUACGGCAGCAGUUGCGGCAGGCGUUGCAGAAGCGUAGCGCGGACACUCGCAACAGGAUGUGCUCCGUCACCAAGGAGGGCGCCAGGGCUUUCCUGCGGCGCAACGCCUUCGUGCUCUUCACCGUGGCCGCUGUGGCCCUCGGGGUUGUGCUGGGUUUCUCCCUGCGUCCAUACAAGCUGUCGAUGCGGGACAUCAAGUACUUCUCCUUCCCCGGGGAGCUGCUGAUGCGCAUGCUGCAGAUGCUGGUGCUCCCUCUCAUCAUCUCCAGCCUGGUCACAGGCAUAUCCUCUCUCGACAGCAAAGCCUCGGGGAAGAUGGGAGUGCGAGCCGUUGUGUAUUAUAUGGUGACAACGUUUAUUGCUGUUUUCAUUGGAAUUGUGAUGGUGAUCAUUAUAAGGCCUGGCAAAGGCAGCAGGGACCGUCCAGCGACCUCUAGUGGCAACAUUGAGCCGGUGCAGGCAGCAGAUGCUUUUCUGGACCUCAUCAGGAAUAUGUUCCCUCCAAACUUGGUGGAAGCUUGCUUUAAGCAGUACAAGACAAAUUACAAAAAAGUAGUCUCCUCCAAGGAUGUCACCAUUCACGUCAACGUGACCAACCCCGCCAACGCCACCAUCAACAUGACGGACCUCCAGGCCAACCUGACGGCCAUGCUCCAGACCAUCCAGGAGACGGUGGAGGAGACCAUCCCCACGGCGGGCUCCUCCAACGGGGUCAACGCCCUGGGCAUGGUGGUCUUCUCCAUGUGCUUCGGCCUGGUCAUCGGCAACAUGAAGCGGCAGGGGCAGGUGCUGCGGGAGUUCUUCGACUGCCUGAACGACGCCAUCAUGCGCCUGGUGGCGGUUAUCAUCUGGUACGCCCCGGUGGGCAUCAUGUUCCUGAUUGCCGGUAAGAUCGUGGAGAUGAGGGACCUGGCUCAGAUGGGCGGUCAGCUGGGCAUGUACACGGUGUGUGUGAUGGUGGGCCUGCUGAUCCACGGCCUCCUGGUGCUGCCCCUGCUCUACUUCCUGGUCACGCGCAGGAACCCGUUCACCUUCAUCGCCGGACUGCUGCAGGCUCUGAUCACCGCCCUGGGAACCUCCUCCAGCUCCGCGACCCUUCCCAUUACCUUCCGUUGCCUCGAGGAAAACAAUAAAGUGGAUAAGCGAGUGACGCGCUUCGUGUUGCCGGUUGGGGCCACCAUCAACAUGGAUGGCACAGCACUCUAUGAAGCGGUGGCAGCCAUCUUUAUCGCACAAGUCAACGACAUGGACCUCAACUUUGGCCAGAUUCUCACCAUCAGUAUCACAGCAACAGCUGCCAGCAUUGGAGCAGCAGGCAUCCCUCAAGCCGGCCUAGUAACCAUGGUGAUCGUAUUGACAUCGGUGGGACUGCCCACGGAGGAUAUAACGCUGAUCAUCGCCGUGGAUUGGUUCCUGGACCGUCUCAGGACCACCACCAAUGUUCUGGGAGACUCCAUAGGGGCCGGGAUAGUGGAGUACCUCUCUCGCCAGGAGCUCCAGACCCAAGACGUGGAGAUUGGGAACUCGGUGAUCGAGGAGAACGAGAAACCUUACCAGCUCAUCUCUCAGGAGAACGACACCGACACUGGAACCGUUACCGGCAUCAAGCUCCCUAACAGUGAGACCAGCAUGUGAGAUAAGGCGGGAGGGAGACGCAUGUUGUGACACACGUUAUCUUAUGACAGACAUGUGGGGCCCACACUACAAAGCUGGUUCAGAAUAAGUUAAGAGUUAAAUAAUCUAAUAGAAGAGCCGGGGGUACUCAUUUUCUUAAGAAAGGCUCUUGUAUUAGAUGAUUUACCUCUUAACUUAACCUUAACUUAUCCUGAACCAGCUUUGUAGUAUAGGCACCUGCUGUUAUGACAGACACGUGAUGUUAUCACAUCUUAGUUUCUCCUUUGAAAGCUCUUGCUGAGCUGAGAUGGCGAGCUAAGACAACGUGACAAUAGAAUGUCAGUAGAGCAAAUUUUUAAAAUUUAUAUUUCUGCUCAGUGUUAUUUUGUAAUGGAUAAACCCUGCAUUUACAACAACACCUUUUUGUUUGUUUUGUUGAUUUAUUUGUAUCAUUAUUUAUUUAUUUUUGUUUAUUUAUUUCCAAGCUUGUAUUUAAUUUUGUAUUUAUUUGGAAUUGGAAAAGUAACAUUCCAGCAGUGGAUUAUCAGUAUGCUAGUAAAAGUGUGGUCUAUAUGAAUCUACCUCUAACUAUUUUUAAGUGUGUAAGGAAACCAGUUUUUAUUAUAUCUUUAUUAUAGCUGAUGUUGUCUAUUCUCAACGAGAUGAUGUGGGCAUCAUGAACACAUGGUGCACUGGUGCAAACAAGGCAAUAAGUAAACACAACAAUAUUGAAUACUUUUCAUUUCAUGUCGUUUAUCUUUCUUCACAUCAUUCUCAAUCAACAAUUAGUCCAUGUGUUGAAUUUGUCAAUAACUUUGCCUUGAGAUGUAAAUCCAAACAACAUCAUAUUGGGAUAAUAGGAGCUAGGUACUGUAUCCUAUGGAGUGGUAAUAUGGUGCAAAUGGCCUGUUACUAAUGGCCAAAGCUCUGACUUUUACAAGUUAAACUUCUUCACUACAGCUCAUGCUAUGCCCAGUUUCAACACAUUAAGAGGUCAGAGGUCAAUAGAAUUUUUUGUUCUUUUUAAAAAAAAUGUUAAUGGUUGUUGCCUGAUUGUAGUUGGUAAUUUAAUGUAUGCUUUAGCUAUUGGCGAUUUACUUUGGAACGCUGAAAUAAAUGGAAGGAUUUCUUUUGUAAUCAUGAGCAUGUAAUUGAAGGUGAAAUCAUUUUGUGAAUGUGAAAUUCUGGGUUUGUUGUAGAAAGAAUCAUAGUGAAGGCUAAUGGUAUUAUUUUACCCUUUUGUUUUAUUUUUUAGAGGCUUAGCUUAGAAAGAAUAUGGUAUGUGGCUUUGAUUUAAAAGUACAUUUUAGUUUUCAGUUAUUGACGGUUGACUUGCGCUACCACAUACAGUACAUUUCAGACAUUCUGACUCAAAACAACACCAAAGUAUCCCAAAGUACAGUGGGUGUUCAUAAGUGCUGUUCCUGUGUUUGGAUAAAUGUACAGGCAUUUCCUUUGCUAGUGGUAGAGCUGUUUGUCUUUAAAUGCACUAUUUGGUUGUUGUUGUUUUUUUUCAGUGGGGUUCAUACCUGGACGAUACAAAGUCGAUUGGCACAGGCAUUCACAUUAUUAAUCAGGCAUGUACCCUGGUCUUGAAGGAGGUAUUUGGGCUCGCCUCUCUUCCUAAUUCCUUUUUUCACUGUCAGUAGAAAUGUGCCAUUAUUCAUUUUGGGGUUUUUAAGAAAACACGUGUUCCUGGCCUGGCCAGAAAACACAGAACAUGUGUGCCACAAAAAAAAAUCAAGGCUGAGAAACAUUUGGCGUUGCAGUAGAUUAAAUUACAAAUUUAUCUUCCGAACAGAUGCCACAUGUUCAGAUGCAUACAUUGGGAAGGAAAUUGCACAUAUUUUUGGGUAAAGACAAGAGGGAGGGUACUGUGAGGAUCAGAGGCUGGUCUCAUUCUUGUGUUGAGACUUUUUUUGUGUGUGUUGGUUGUGGUAUAUAACAUUUUCUUUCUUUCAUACGAAUUGUGUAUGAAAGUUCCAAA
This is a messenger RNA of Engraulis encrasicolus (European anchovy), 4265 nucleotides long. It is a transcript of the gene slc1a6, whose product is annotated as solute carrier family 1 member 6. The transcript is spliced from 11 exons. The coding region runs from base 530 to 2299 and encodes 589 amino acids. The record is from RefSeq and is a predicted model, not a curated record. Gene Ontology annotation, cellular component: plasma membrane. Gene Ontology annotation, biological process: L-glutamate transmembrane transport. NCBI's taxonomy places the organism in Eukaryota, Metazoa, Chordata, Actinopteri, Clupeiformes, Engraulidae. Gene Ontology annotation, molecular function: glutamate:sodium symporter activity; L-glutamate transmembrane transporter activity; neutral L-amino acid transmembrane transporter activity.